Molecule: messenger RNA, 2786 nt
Organism: Drosophila kikkawai
Lineage: Eukaryota; Metazoa; Arthropoda; Insecta; Diptera; Drosophilidae
Gene: Abcd1
Product: ATP binding cassette subfamily D
Biological process (GO): long-chain fatty acid import into peroxisome; very long-chain fatty acid catabolic process; fatty acid beta-oxidation
Cellular component (GO): peroxisomal membrane
Molecular function (GO): ATP hydrolysis activity; ABC-type transporter activity; ATP binding
Source: RefSeq, a predicted model, not a curated record
AUUAGUAUACACCAGUAAGCUUUAAGCUUUUGUGUUAUUCGGUCGCAGGUUUUUUGUUUUUAUAAGUGAAUGCAAAUGCCUUAAACAUAGUUUAGGAAUAAUGCUGAUUCUAUCUUCUUCAAAUUAUAAUAUAAACCUUAAACUGAUAAAUUGUAAUCUGUGAUAAAUAUUUUACAUACAUUAGGAAUUUGCUAAGUUAUUGCGAAACAAACAAUGCUAAAGCAAGUUUGCAUAGCAAGAAGCAUUUAAAUGAAUAUAUGUAUGUACAUAUUGUACAUUGUACAUGCAGGACACACAAACAUGCAUCACACUUAUGUUCCUGAUUUUGGAGUUUGGACUCUGUGAUAGUUUUUAGUAAAACUAUAAACGUUUAGGAAAAGCAAUUCUUAACCAAUAAAUUGUUAUUAAAUUUAAAACCUGAAAACUUACUGAUAUAUAAUGAGCGUUUUAUCAAAAUAUGUUGACCGUAUUGCUGAGACGUGUGAACAAAAUGGUCUCACUAAACACGCUUUUAGCUAUGCUCUUGUGACUAGUGCAAUAGUGGCUCUUACGAUUAAAGUGACCAUUCCUUACGUAAUUCAAAAUUCGCAGCACGGCAGCAUUAAAAAGGCAAAAACUAAAGUCAACAAUAAUGGUGCUCUUACACCAACGGAAACAAACGGCGAUGGCUCUGAAGAGGAUUUACAGCUUGCGGAAGCAGAAAAAUUAUUAGUUGCACAGCAGCUAAAAAAAAAAACUACCAUCGAGCCUGGACUCAACAAGGCGUUUUUAAAACAACUGGGAAUGCUGGUCAAGAUAAUGAUACCACAACCGUUGUGCUAUGAAACUGGCUUAUUGAGCGUACACACGUUUUGUCUAAUUUCCCGAACUUUUCUUAGUAUCUAUGUAGCAGCACUGGAGGGCGCUCUUGUUAAAUUUAUUGUACGAAAGGAUAUUAGGCAGUUUGCAUUAGUGUUGCUGAAAUGGUUUGGUAUUGCUAUACCAGCUACUUUUGUUAAUUCAAUGAUACGCUUUCUUGAGAGUAAACUAGCUUUGGCAUUUAGAACCCGACUAGUGCGUCACUCUUAUCGAUUAUAUUUCAAAAAUCAAAAUUACUAUCGAGUUUCUAAUUUGGACGGUCGUAUUGAAAAUGCAGAUCAUAGACUUACGGAAGAUAUAUCAGUGUUUGCCAGUUCUGUAGCUCAUUUGUACAGUAGCUUGACCAAGCCUUGCUUCGACCUAAUGCUUAUUGGAUUAGCAUUAAUGAGGUCAUCAAGAAAAAUGAAAGCCAAUAUAUUAACAGGACCUGCUUUGUCAGUCAGCGUUAUUGCAUUGACAGCACACAUAUUACGAGUCGUUUCACCAAAGUUUGGCCAAUUGGUAUCGGAGGAAGCUAACCGAUAUGGCUAUCUUAGACAUAUUCACUCCCGGAUAAUCACCAAUGCUGAAGAAAUUGCGUUUUACGGAGGUCAUAGAGUUGAGAUGCAUCAGUUACGACAGGCCUACAAUCGUCUUGUUAAUCAAAUGACUACAAUAUUUAAUCAAAAACUUUGGUUUAUAAUGCUCGAACAAUUCUUUAUGAAAUAUGUUUGGUCCGGCACGGGUAUGAUUAUGGUAUCAUUGCCAAUUUUAACAGGCAAUAGCAGUCCCAGUGCCGGACCGUUGACAGAUCGUGACAAUUCCGCUCAUGCGGAAUCGAGUGUCAGUGAACGCACACAAUAUUUAACAACGGCAAGAAAUUUAUUAAUUUCCGCUGCCGAUGCUAUCGAGCGUUUAAUGUCAUCGUAUAAGGAAAUUGUUGCUCUAGCUGGCUACACAUAUCGCGUCGCCGGCAUGAUGGAUGUUUUUGAGGAGACGUCACAGGGAAUUUAUUGCAAAACAAGUGUAGCGCAAUCGGACGAUCAAUCGAACGGGAUUAUCGAGUUUCGUAAUGGAAAACCAAUAGCAAAGGGCCGCAUAAUUUAUACGGAUGAUCCUAAGAAUAUGUCGAUAAGCCUUCGAGAAGUGCCAGUGGUGACACCCAACUGUGAUAUAGUAGUACCAAAACUUACAUUGUGCAUUGAGCCCGGUAUUCAUUUGUUAAUAACUGGCCCAAAUGGUUGCGGAAAAUCUAGUUUAUUCCGAAUAUUAAGUGGACUUUGGCCGAUUUAUGCUGGAGAAUUGCACAUUCCUCGUCCUGUUGAAGAUGUUCCUUGUAUGUUUUAUAUUCCGCAACGUCCCUAUAUGUCUAUAGGAAGUUUAUGCGACCAAAUUAUAUAUCCCGAUACUCGCGACGAUAUGAAACGCAAAAAAAUAACAGAAGACGAGCUGAGGCAUAUUUUAAAAUUGGUCAGCCUUGAACACAUCGCCCAACGCGAUAGCUUUGACGUUGUACGUGAUUGGAAGGAUAUAUUAUCGGGCGGGGAAAAACAACGAAUGGCGGUGGCUCGCCUCUUCUACCAUAAACCACGUUACGCUCUGCUUGAUGAAUGCACAAGCGCCGUAUCAAUUGACGUUGAAAGUUCGAUUUAUGAAAUAGCCAAAGGCAUGGGCAUUACACUGCUUACAAUAACUCAUAGGCCGACCCUUUGGAAAUAUCACACCCAUAUUUUGGAGUUUGAUGGUCUGGGAAAUUGGCAGUUUAGAAAAAUGAGUUCAAACGAGCAGCAAGCGGAAAAAUUCAAGCCCCAAACAACUUCCUAAGUUUUCAAAUUGUAUGGAGAUUGUACAUCUUUAAUAUUAUAAAAUAAAUAAAAAGUUUGUAUUUUUGUAUAUACGUACAAGAAAUCAUUACGUUGCAAGUAUAAAUAAUAAUAAGUGUAAAUCCA